ACGCCCUUUCUGGGGAGCACCGACAGCUUCCUUUCCUCUGUCCACGUAACGCCAUUAUUCACGGUUUGCAGUGGAAUAUAUCCUCCGAACAAGUCUUUUUUUCUGAUACUCUGCGUGUUUUGAAGAGUUUGUAGGCUGGAACAAGUCAGAAGCAAAGACUUGACGAGCUUUAAAGCAUAUUUUGAGCCGCUCUGGUUCACGCUGGGCUUUUGUUAGUGAGACCGGACACAUGAUGAUAUUGUUGCUGUUGCUGGGCGCCUGUGUUAGUGUAGGCCUCUCAAUUAGCAUUGAUCAGUUAAACUAUGGGAAGACAUACAGGAUACCGCUGCGGGACAAGGUUUCUACCAUGGAGUUCACCCCCAAGGGCAGGUAUGUCAAGAGUGUCGUGUGGAAUCGUGGCUACCUCAUGAAGAACGAUAGGCGGAAGGUGAUUCGCGGUGAACUUGUGAUAAGUAAUCUUACACAAAAAGACAGUGGCAGCUACGUACAAAGAGACGUGAAUCGGGUGCUGCUGUCGACGGAUAACCUUGAGGUUGUAGCAUUCACUGAACACUAUUCACGUAGUGUUGGUCAGUCCCUGAAGAUCAUCUCUAGUCUGGACCCGGACUCCUGCAACAUUUACUUCUUCCCAGGAGGAAGCUAUGAGACUGAGAUUGUUCGCAAUGGCUGGCUUCAACAAGACAGUUCGGACUGCACUGGGUUUGAGUUUCUAAAGCCAUGUGGGAUUUUACAAGAGUACCUCCAAUCGUCAUGCCAUGGAUACUUUGAGAUCAGAGAUCAGGAUGACAAUAAGGUUUGGGUGGUUAAAGUGGACAUGGACCCUGAACCUUUUGAGCAAUCGUACCUCGGAAUUGGUGGCGGUGUUCUUAUUUCGGCGCUUUGCACCUGCUGCAUAAGGUGCUGCUGCUGUGGAAAAAGCUCCUCAGACAAGGAACGCUCUGAGGCUGCAGCUGAUGAAGACAAUAACGAUAAUGAAAAUGAACCGGCUGUGCGUGUCCAAGAGUACGAUCACGAGCCUACUGGAGCGAGGCAGAACCAACUCCAUGAGCCGUCUGGGAUGCAGCGCCCCGCUCAACCUUCUUAUGCCCCGACUGCCCCGCUGAUACACAAUCCUCCUUUUGACUUCUUGCCACCUGCUUAUUCUGAGAUACAGAAUCCUCUUACUGACUUUGUGCCACCUGCUUAUUCUGAGGCUAUAGCUUCGUCCGAGCCUCAACAUGCUGUAACCGUUCCUCUUUCUUCUGACUCUGGGCCGCGGUUUGAAGUGAGGGGGAUGGACUUUGACGCUGCUGCUCCUCUCGGUUCAGAUGCAACACAAAGUAACGUUUACAACUCAGACAAACUCAACUUCCUCUGAUAGCCUUGGUCUUUGCAAGGUACCCUCAAAGUUUCAAAGAUAUUCGGCAAUGUGACUUAUAAGGGAUAGUUUGACAUUUUGGGAAAUACGCUUAUUCAGCAGUAGCUGCCUGGAGAGGAUGCUGGUUGCCUGGCAACUGGUCCAAGCCAAGAAACAGUCCAACAUAUAACCACUAGUAAAAUAAUGUUUCUACACUUUGUAGUUUUAUCCAUUGAAGAAAUAUUUUAGUGACAAGCAGAGUUAUCUCUGUACAGAGCCAAGCUGUUUUCCUGUUUCUAGAGUUCAAUUUUAGUGAACUAGCUGCUGUAUCUUCAUUUUGGCCACACAGACCAAGAAAGUAUUUCCCAAAAUACUAAACUGCUUCUUUAACAUUUAUACAGUUUAAAAGACACAUCUCUCUUUUCUCCCACAUAUUGGUCAUUCCACAAUGUUCCGCAUAUGACGUGGUAAAAAACAAACAAACAAAAAACAACCCAAGAAUCAAAUGGAGAACAUUUUUUUACAUCUGUAUCUGUCCCAGUUUUUUUUUUUGUUUGUUUUACUACUAACUUUAGCUUUCAAAAGUUAAAUGUAUACCCAAAGAUCACAUGUUUAAAGCCAUCUAUUAACAAAAAAAACAAAACAAAAGCAUUUAUUCUAAUUGACAAUGCCAACGUUAUUUACAAUAAUUUCCUACCUCAUGAGUCUCAGUUAAAAAUAGGUCAAUAAGGUCAUCAGGCUACUAAGUGCAUAUUGUUAUUAUUCCUGUAGUAAUGCAUCAUUUAUUGCAGACCAGAUCGACUGUGAGAGUUCUCAAGGAAUGAACAAACAUAUCCUUUCUCUGCAAAGCCAUGUAUUCAAAAAACAUACUCAUUGUACUCGCUUUGGUCAAUUCAGCUUGUGUCUCAUAGAGCAGAUGUAAUAUUUGAAGCUUGUAUCAUACAGCUGAACGUGGAUUCUAAUGUACAUUUGAAUAAAUAUAUAGAUUAGUCAGGUAAAAUUCAAGCACUUUGUGCUGCUCAGGCAAGACACACACACACACACACACACACACACACACACACGACACUCCAAAAGUGUGAGACCACCUAUGAAAUGCACUUCUUUUUUUUACAUUUGUAUCAGAUUAUAUAAUAUCACCUCAGCAAUUUAAGUAAAAAGCUGAAUCUCUGAAUGAUGUUUGUUUGCAUCCCUGUUGCUUCAGUGACAGCAGCGCUCGAGCUGCAUGAACUCCAGGAGUUUGUGCAAAACCUGGUGACCUGUGUUGUCCCAGCGUGAUGUGAGACUCUUGUGAUGUUUUUGUGCAACCAUAAAUGUACAGUGGGGUUAAGAUCAGGUGACUGUAGAGGAAAGUCCAUGAGUGCAUGGUUCUUUAGAGCUCUCAGAUGGCUGAUCAUCCUGCAUCUCCACAAAGAUGUAAAGCAGAAGGCAAAGAAUGUCUCUGAAGAAUAGAGUGCUGCUUCUCCUUGAUCACGGUGGAGUUGAUUCAGUGCAGGUUUCACUGUGGCAUCAUUCUCUCUUCUCAACAGUGGUGGAAAGUACUACUUUUAUAACUUCACUGUACUGCGGUAUUUCCAAUUAAAAAUGAGGUCAUCUCGUGAAAAACGAAACGCACCUGCAUUCGCUGUUUUUCCGCUCAUAGAAAAGACUGUGUGUAGAAUACAUGGAACUCGCUUUCAUCUUGGACAGAUUUGACAUUAGAACGCCCUAGUUUAUUAUUUUUAAAGUCAUUUUUGGUAAAUUACAUUAUGAUUAGAACAUCCUUCAAAUGGAGAAAAUUUGCAUUCCUGGAAAUAGUUGUGCCUGAUAUGACUCAUAUUCUAAUUUCUGAUUUA
Stegastes partitus (bicolor damselfish) is the source of this 3171-nucleotide messenger RNA. RefSeq lists its product as uncharacterized. The record is from RefSeq and is a predicted model, not a curated record. The coding region runs from base 230 to 1357 and encodes 375 amino acids. NCBI's taxonomy places the organism in Eukaryota, Metazoa, Chordata, Actinopteri, Pomacentridae. The transcript is spliced from 8 exons.